Molecule: messenger RNA, 2553 nt
Organism: Closterium sp. Naga37s-1
Lineage: Eukaryota; Viridiplantae; Streptophyta; Zygnematophyceae; Desmidiales; Closteriaceae
Source: the annotation of a GenBank genome assembly
AUGGCGAUUAAGGUUGACGCUUUGACGAAUGAAGCAGAGAGUGCCAUUCGUGAGGAGGCUGGCGAGAAAGGCAAGGGGGAAUCGAAGCGGUCCGAGUCGGUCAGGGGAAGGAAGGGGCAGCGUGAUGAACGGCGGGACGAGGGGAGGGAUAAGAGUCACGGUGAGAAGGAGAAAAGUGUGCAGCAGGAGAGCAGCACGCGGGAGGAGAGCAGGAAGGAGGAGGGAGCGCGUGAGAAUGGGAGCGAUACGCGGCAGAAGGAGGAGGUCGAGAGGAAGGCGGAGGCAGCUGCUGGCACGUGUGAGGGGCAACUCAGCAGUACAGGGGCACAGGCAGCCGAAGCAGGUGGAGAGGCGGGGGUUGUGGCACAGGCGGAUGCGACAGUUGAAACAAAUAGCACGGCGGAUGUCGCUAGGGAGAGAGAAGCAGGGGGAGAGUCAAACGCAACAGGGGAGGCGGGGACGGCGUCAGGGGGUGGAGUUAGCGCCGGUGCUGUGAUUGCUGUGGCCAAGGGCAACCUAGGCGCACGUCUCCAGGCGCUUUGCCUUGCGCCCGCUGUCAGCGCGGUGUGGAGCACACGCGCACUGGAGGAGGCAGGCCCUGGGAAGGCGGAAGCGGAUAAGGCGGGGGAGGUAACCGUUGUAUGGAGUGACUCAGCAAUUGCGGAUACUGACGUGGACGGAAGUGCUGCUGAUUCCGCUGGCGGCAGUCCCAAGAAGCGACCCGCAGGGGAGGGGUUCUUGGAUUUAUUCAGCGCGUUUCCCGGUGUAGAUUCAUUGGCGUUAGACGAGAAGGAUAAGGCUGCCUGGCCGAGUGUGACUGUAACGGGAGCAGCCUCUGCUGCUCCGCUUUUAGAGUCACAGAAAGAGGUGCAAGUCUCCCUGCCGGCUUGUGUCAACGAGGAAUCGGAAUCGGCCAAUACGAGCGCGACAAGUGGAAACGGCAGCAGCGCCGAAGUGCCUGAAUUGUCGUUGUCACUGUGGGUCCCUUCUGGACUAAUCAACGUGGCAAGCAGAGAAUGGACCCCCCCCGAGGCAUGUUCCGCCCUCCGCCUCUUCCAGUCGUGCCUGGGCGCUCUCCAGCCCUCGUCACGUGUCAGCAGAUUACUGGAGGAAGGGGCGCUAGGGGAAACGGAGACAGCUGCUGGGACGCCUGAGGAGUUAGUUAAGGAGGAGAGGGGAGGGGUAAAGGGGGGAUUUAGGGAGAGACUAGCACUUAGCCCGGCAGUGUAUCUGGAAGCCAAUCAGGUGAUGCCAGGUGGCACGUGCAGAGGGUGCCCCGAGGACCCUCUACUCAACUGCACGCUUCGCACGCUGACGUGGCGCUACCUGCGUGUGCCGUCCAACUCGUCUGACGUGGACUUCACUGUAUCAGCUGCCUCUGCUACAGACGCUGCUACAGUCGCAGGCACCUUCCAUCCCCUGCGCGCCCCGCUCCUCCUCCCCCACACUGCCUUGGCGGAGCUGCUGCUGCUGUCGUGGGCUCGAGGGCUCAUCCACUCGCGGCCCUCGAUAGAGGCACUCUUCAUUGCCGCCCAGGGAAGACAGCACCGGGCGAGCCAGAGCAGCAGUGUGGGGGGAGAUGUUGUAGGAGCCUCUGUAGACGCAGGUGCAGUCCGCCUGGCGUCUGUGGGGGGAGAUGUAGGAGCCUCUGCAGAGGCAGGUGCAGCCCUUGUGACUGCAGUCCCCCGGGCAGCUGCGUUUGCAGUGGAGAAGAGUGUGUGCUCUGCCCCCCGUGCGGCUGGGUUUGUCAACCAGAAGUACCUGCAGCAGAUGCUGGUCGAUGAGGAGCUCAAGACAGUGUAUUGCUCUGUCCCAAAGGUGGCCUGCACGAGCUGGAAGGUGUGGUUCCGCCAGCAGCUGGCCAAGCGGCUCGGCGGCAACAAGUCGCCCCGCGUGAAGCUGUUCGCACGCACCUCCGUGCACAGCCCGCUGCAGAGCGGGCUGAGCAUCAUGGGGUACGGGUUUGAGGAGCACGAGAACAUUUGGUUCCUCACGCGGCCCGACUUCUUCAAGUUCUCGUUCGUGCGCAACCCGUUUACGAGAAUUGCGUCGGCGUAUCUGAACAAGCAUGUGAAUGGGGUGGGCUUGCAAGGCCGCAAGUAUUGGAACGAGCGCUUCUUUAUGGGAAUCCCGGCGUACAAGACGUUUAUGAAGAGCCGGAACGGCAGCGACUUCAUCCCCUUCUCCACGUUCAUGUCAUUCCUGCAGCAACGAGCCACACGCUGUGUAGAGUGCAUGGACCCCCAUGUCCGCCCCCAGAUCGACCUAUGCAAGCUGGAUGCGAUCCGAUAUGAUUUUAUUGGGCGGUUCGAGAAUCUAGAGGAGGAUGUGGCAAAGGUGACGUGGCAUUUUGGAGAGGAGGAGAAGAAUCCCUUUCAUGAUGCCCAUUGGGCACACCCAACUAACGCUUCAGCAAGGCUUCUCGAGCUGUAUGACAAGAGCGCAUUUGAGGAUGCUACAAUCGCAUACAAGUCAGAAUUCAAUGUUCCUCUUAAUGGUUUAGAAUACCGACCGCCACAAGCUCUAGUGGACAGGUUUGAGACCAAGAGCUAA